GGUGGUUAGUGUCACUAACCACCUCUUUGCAAAUUUUUUACUUAACACCCACGCCAUCUAGCGACGAACGGUUGAAUUACUAUGCAAGGUGACUUUGACGUUGACAAGUUACGGCUAACUGCCCACAUAUUUGAAUCAAUGAGAGUUCAUUUUCGUUGAAUUGAAUACUGGGCUAACGUGCUUUUAUUUGCGUGUGUGAUAAAAAAAUUUGUAAAACGGGUAAUAUGUCGCGCCGGCUGCAAGAUAAAGAAAUAGCAGAAUACUUGUUGGAAGACCUUCCUUCAGGUAGCGAGAGCAUUUGUAGCGAUGAGGACGACGAGGCAGAUACAGAAGAUCAGCCAAAUCCGUUGGUAUUAGGCGAUUUGAUUGGAGAAGUUCAAGUUUACGAUGAUAAUAAUUUAGAUCCCGAUGAUGACCUCCCUUUGUCUAGCUUAUUAUGUCGGAAUCUAGAUUCUACAGAGUCUAACACCGUAAAUUCAAACAAAGCUCCAAAAUGGAAGAAGAGUUUUAAAAUGGACAUACCAGGUGUUUUUUCUGAAAAUGUGGGACUCACCGAUCAAAUUCUAAGCAUGGAGAGUGUUACACCGGUUUUGCUAUUUCGCCUUUUUUGGACCGAGCAUCUACAAGAAUUUAUAUGUUUUCAAACUAACCUUUACGCUACUCAAUCCGGAAAGCCUUAUACACCCACCACAACGGAAGAACUUGCUGUUUUCAUUGCUUUGAACUUGGCGAUGGGUAUUAAAAAAUUGCCGAGCUACAGAGAUUACUGGUCUUCAGCACCUGACUUGCAUGACAGCUAUAUUUCGAAGUUCAUGAGCUUCAAUAGAUUUUCUUGGCUUUUGAAUUACUUGCACGUAAAUGACAAUAGUGUAAUGCCCAACAGAAAUUGCCCAGACUUUGACAAACUUUAUAAAAUAAGACCUUUGCUAGACAUUCUGCAAACUAAUUUUGGAAAGUACUACAAGCCAUCAGAAAGAGUUGCGAUUGAUGAAAGCAUGAUAAAAUUUAAAGGCAGGAACUAUUUGAAGCAAUAUAAUAUGCCAAAAAAGCCGACUAAACGCGGGUACAAGGUUUGGAUGAAGUGUGCACAGUCAGGUUUUUGUCUGGAUUUUGAUUUAUAUACAGGCAAGCACUAAUGUUGAAACAGACUUAGGUGGUAAAGUUGUCAGGAAUUUUUGCGAAAAUUUGAAAGAUAAAAAUCACAAAGUCUAUUUUGACAAUUAUUUUAACAGUUAUCCUUUGCAAGUCAAAUUAUAAAAUAAAAUAAAAAUAAAUUAAUAAUAAUAACUGAUAAUAUUAAUAAUAAAUAAAUAUAAUUCAUCAUAGUUUUUUUUGUAUCAAUAGUCAUGGUGGUUAGUGUCACUAACCACCU
Colias croceus (clouded yellow) is the source of this 1372-nucleotide messenger RNA. Its product is annotated as piggyBac transposable element-derived protein 4-like. The record is from RefSeq and is a predicted model, not a curated record. NCBI's taxonomy places the organism in Eukaryota, Metazoa, Arthropoda, Insecta, Lepidoptera, Pieridae. The coding region runs from base 225 to 1136 and encodes 303 amino acids. The transcript has 2 exons.